UUUAUUUUAUUUUUUUGGUGUUAACAUUCAGGAAACACUGUUGUCAAUGACUGCAUUCAGUGCCAAAGACAGUGUAGGUAGCUGGCUGAAAAAAUUCGAUGAACUUUUUCUGAAGCUUUAUUCAAGGCUAACAAUCUUGUUAUUUUAUUGCACAUAUUACUAUGAAAGACAAUGCUCAGCCAAAAUUUUGCUGGGCAGAACUGUUCCCAUUGCAUUAUGGGACUAAGUGUCCACUGAACUUAAAGAAUUGCAAGAUAGUGGAGCUAUUGCGCCCAUACAAGCUAGUCAAUGGGCAAGUCCACUGGUUUUGCUCCCCAAACCUUCAGCUCGCAUUCGCCUCUGUGUUGACUUUAAGUCUACAGUCAUCCUACAAACUGUGAUUGAUAAUUAUCCAUUGCCACCCCAGAGGAUCUCACGAAUGGAUUAGGCACUGGUCAUUACUUUUCAAAAAUUGAUUUGCGCGAUGCCUAUCUUCAAAUACUACUAGACGAAGCAUUUCAAAACGUGUGUCGUGAACAUUCAUGUGGGCUUGUUUAAAUAUUUGCAUUUGCCUUUUGGCAGUGCUUCUGCACCCACCAUUUUCCAAUAGUAUUUCGAACAGCUGACUGCUCAAGUAUCAAUCUGUUCAAACUAUUUGGAUGAUACUGUUGUAGCAGGUCAUACACCUGAAGAACACACUGAAAAUUUGUGUAGUUUGUUUCGUGUGUUAUCUGAUGCAGGACUAGAGUGUACACUGGACAAGUGUGACAGUUUUAAACCUGAGUUGCAGUAUCUUGGUCAUGUCAUAAACAGUCAAGGUGUACAUCCUCUAGUCACAUUUGUUAGCCAUACAGGACCUGCCAGUUCCUCACAAUGUCACAGAAUUGUAGUCAGUCUUAGGGAAAAUGAACUAUUAUGUUCAGUUCAUAUCAAAUGCUACACAAAUCACAGCUCCAUUGCAUCAAUUUCAUCGCAAGAACAUCCCCUUUGUUUGGAUAGAUGAGCGCCAAGAAACUUUUAAAAAAUAUAAAUAUGUAUUUCUCAGUGAUCACUGCUUGGUACACUUUUAUCUCGACCUACCAGUUGUGUUGCAAUUUGAUGCUUCCUCUUAUGGAAAUGGUGCAGUGCUUUUGCACAGAUUUGGUGAUAAAGACAGGCCUAUUGCUUUUGCAUCAGAAGUGCUGUCCAGAUCUCAGUGUAACUAUUCACAAAUAGAGAAAGAUUGGCUAUUGUGUAUGGUGUCACCAAAUUCCACCACUAUUUGUAUGGCAGAAAAUUCUACUUAGUAAAUGGAUCACAAGCCACUGCAGUCCUUGUUUUAUCCGAUGAAGCUGGUUCCUGUACAAACUGUCCAAAAAUUGUAAAGAUGGCCUUUGUUGUUGUCUCAAUAACAAUAUGAGAGAGUGUAUCGUCCAACAGCUCGACAUGGUAAUGCAAAUGCACUUUCACGUCUUCCGAUUGACCCUGAUACAGACUUUGAUGCUUCUGCUGCAUCUUGUUGUCACAUCAAUGCUCACAAUUCUGAAUUGCUUCAGUCCUUUCCUCUGAAUGACAGGAAAAUUCCUCAGGCCAUGGAAGCUCAUUCAAAUUUGAACAUUUUGCUAAAAUAUAUUCGCACAUCUUGGCCCCACUCAUUGCAGUAGCGCGCUGAUACUUUGCAUGUCAGCAUAGCCUCGCUAUACAGAAAGGAGUGAUUCUUGUUCAAAAUGACAGUGGACAGUCACAUGUGCUGAUCCCCAAAGCUUUGCAAAAAGAAGUAUUGCAGUUACUUCACCAAGGACACUGGGGGAUUGUUUGUAUGAAACAGUUAGCAUGUCGACACUGCACUUGGCUGGGUAUGGACACCCAAAUAGAACAGAUUAUGUCACAGUGCCAUGCAUGUGUGGAAAAUCAGUUUGCUCAGCCACAAAUGUUUUCUACUUGGCCUAAGUCACAAUCAUCAUGGCAAUGUGUGCACAUAGAUUUUGCGGGAUCUUUUUGGAACACUUGUUGGUUGAUUGUGGUAGACUUUUAUAGCAAGUUUCCUUUUGCUGUGCUAGUGAAAUCAACAACGUCACAUAGCACUUAUCAGGUGUUGUCCUCAAUUGUUUCCUUUGAAGAUGUGCCUAAACUCAUAGUGUUGGACAAUGGAGCUGGACCCACAAAUGCCGCAGUAGCUAACGCCUUCUAUAUUGUGGUAUGGGCCUCAGGAGGUGGACACGUACCCUUCUGGAUGUCUUCCGGGGGACAUUUCCACCAGUGCACAGGCCAGAUAGUGGGGUAUGACUGGAAGUAUCACGUCCCCUGCAGCCACAGCUUCCAGUCCGUUAGUGUGUCCACCCUGCUGCCUCCCCCACUGUUUUCGUGCUCCAUAUACAAUGACAGUCCAUCACCUUGGCGGGGAGCAAUGUAACGGCAUAAAGUCAAGCACCAGCAUGCUAGUUGGGAAUGAUAGAAAAGAGGUGGCUGUGAGAAGACGUCAGCCAGUCACACGCUGACUGACCCCUCUCCAGGAUGACUACACGACAACAGCAGCCCCUAUGUGGAGAGGACAUAAGUGCCGUGACUGACUCGUGAUGCUCCAGUUGAAUAGCCACUUCACGACCAGCAGCUGGAUAGAAGCGUCAGUGCUCAUUACCUUGCUUGUACACUCUAUGUAACACAGACAUGGGACCUGUUAUACUGAAGAAAUUGCUUAUUUUGUAUGUCACUCUUUGCUUGUGACACAUCUGUGUAAUUGUCAGAUUUAAGUAUUGUCUUUUAAUUUUUUGUAAUAAAACUCAUUAAUAUGA
This is a messenger RNA of Schistocerca cancellata (South American locust), 2750 nucleotides long. RefSeq lists its product as uncharacterized. NCBI's taxonomy places the organism in Eukaryota, Metazoa, Arthropoda, Insecta, Orthoptera, Acrididae. Gene Ontology annotation, molecular function: nucleic acid binding. The transcript has 2 exons. The record is from RefSeq and is a predicted model, not a curated record. Bases 1778 to 2371 code for a protein of 197 amino acids.